Schistosoma haematobium is the source of this 5544-nucleotide messenger RNA. RefSeq lists its product as uncharacterized. The transcript has 5 exons. Gene Ontology annotation, biological process: protein O-linked glycosylation. Gene Ontology annotation, molecular function: protein N-acetylglucosaminyltransferase activity; protein binding. Lineage: Eukaryota; Metazoa; Platyhelminthes; Trematoda; Strigeidida; Schistosomatidae. The coding region runs from base 1761 to 3815 and encodes 684 amino acids. The record is from RefSeq and is a predicted model, not a curated record.
CUCUUAUCGUAGUCGUAGAGUAGUAGGAAACAUAAAAAGAACUAUAUGCUAUUAAUUUAGAUUGAAAUUCAGUAGUUUAAGUUGUGAUGUUUUUAACUAUUAUUUUGUUAAUGUGAGCUACUUUACUUUAUGGCGACGGCGCUUAACGACAUUUUGUUUCGUCUGAGUCGAUCUUCAAGUAAUAUGAUUGAGAGGCGUUCCAUUUUGCGUCUUACGGAUGUUUCAAGUCUUGCUGAACUAGCACACAGAGAAUACCAAGCUGGAGAUUAUGAACGGGCUGAACAACAUUGUAUGCAAUUAUGGCACCAGGACCCGGAAAAUACAUCUACUUUGCUACUACUCAGUUCUAUACACUUCCAGUGUCGCCGGAUGGAAAGGUCAGCCUACUUCAGCCAGUUGGCUAUCAAACAAAACCCGCUAAUGGCAGAGGCGUAUUCCAAUCUCGGGAAUGUUUUCAAGGAGCGAGGGCAGUUGAAAGAAGCAAUUGACAACUACAGACACGCACUAAGAAUAAAACCCGAUUUUAUUGAUGGAUACAUUAAUUUGGCUGCUGCUUUAGUUGCUGCUGGCGAUAUGGAGUCUGCAGUAAACGCUUAUGCAACAGCACUGCAGUACAACCCAGUAUGAUCCGUUCGCACCUUAUCAAGUUUUUUAGGAUUUAUAUUGUGUACGAAGUGAUCUGGGAAACUUACUAAAGGCACUUGGACGAUUGGAUGAGGCGAAAGUAAGGCGGCAUAUAAGUCGCCGCGGCGCGCUGCGAUUGUUUGCUUGGAUAUUAUUUUGCUAUGUUUUUUUAAAAUAGCGGUCCACAUGGCCGCCGCGCUGCUUAGUAAAUCAAGCAAACUUUCCAGCUCUCCUACGGUUUUUCUAAUGAACGAGAUUUUUUCUUUCAAACAGCUAUGUGCAGUCUCCGAUCGGUUGCUGUUCGUCAAUCCUUCAGUCUGGACUGGUUCUGCGAACAAAUGCAUUCGUGAGUUCCCCCUUCUCCUACCCUUCGCGCGUUCCCUUAAGUGCAAGUUUUGCACUGCGCUUUAAGUUAUUUCAUCAAGUUCGGCUCAAGGGUGGUGAGUCGCUGUCUGUUCUAGGUAGUGAUUGCGCUCGCAUGCUAAGCUGUGGACCUGUCGGUUGACAGCCGCUCAGCGCCCGCGUCUUCUACUUUCUACCUAUUUUCGUUUUUAUUGUAGUCAUGCUAUCUGAAAGCGAUUGAAACCUGUCCAACAUUCGCAGUGGCUUGGAGCAACUUGGGAUGUGUGUUCAAUGCUCAAAAUGAGAUAUGGUUGGCAAUCCAUCACUUCGAAAAGGCUGUUACUUUGGAUCCUACUUUUCUGGAUGCUUACGUCAACCUUGGAAAUGUGUUAAAGGAGGCUCGUAUAUUUGACCGUGCAGUAGCAGCCUACCUAAGAGCCUUGACAUUAUCUCCAAAUAACGCUGUUGUCCACGGUAAUUUGGCCUGCGUUUACUACGAGCAAAAUCUUAUCGAUCUUGCCAUCGAUACUUACAAGAGAGCAAUUGAAUUGCAGCCCAAUUUCCCCGAUGCUUAUUGUAACUUGGCCAAUGCACUCAAAGAAAAGGGAAAGGUUUCAGAGGCUGAGGAAUAUUACAACACAGCUCUGAGAUUGUGUCCUACACAUGCAGAUUCUUUAAACAACCUAGCGAACAUCAAGCGUGAACAAGGAAAAGCGGAAGAGGCAAUACGGCUAUACGUUCGAGCUCUUGAGAUAUAUCCUGAAUUCGCAGUAGCUCAUUCUAAUCUCGCAAGCAUGCUUCAAUUACAGGGAAAAUUGCAAGAAGCUUUGUUGCACUAUCGGGAAGCCAUUCGCAUAUCACCAACGUUUGCUGACGCUUACUCCAAUAUGGGGAACACCUUGAAAGAAUUGCAGGAUGUUCAAGGUGCGAUGCAGUGUUAUCAAAGAGCUAUUCAGAUUAAUCCUGCCUUCGCUGAUGCUCAUUCAAAUCUAGCUAGCAUUCUGAAGGACAGCGGUAACCUCGCCGAUGCUAUAACAUCCUACAAGACCGCCUUAAAAUUAAAACCUAACUUCCCAGAUGCGUUUUGCAACCUUGCUCACUGUCUGCAAAUUGUAUGUGACUGGUCUGACUAUAAGCAUAGAAUGAAGAAACUUGUUUCCAUGGUACAAGAUCAGCUGGAAUCAAAUCGCCUGCCAUCUGUACACCCUCAUCACUCCAUGUUGUACCCACUGACGCAUGACCAGCGCAAAAAGAUUGCCGGAAAACAUGCUUCGUUGUGUUUGGAAAAGGUGUCUUUGCUGCAUCACCAACCAUUUAGAUUUAGCAAAAAAUUACCUGCUGGGCAACGUUUAAGAAUUGGCUACGUUAGCUCUGAUUUUUGCAAUCAUCCAACUAGUCACUUGAUGCAAAGUAUUCCAGGUCUACAUGAUCGAACUAAAGUCGAGGUUUUCUGUUACUCACUCGCACCUGACGAUGGCACCAAUUUCAGGGCAAAGGUCGCGAAUGAAGCUGAACACUUUGUUGAUCUAAGUGGGAUUCAGUGUCAUGGAAAAGCUGCAGAUAAAAUCGCAAGCGAUGGAAUUCAUAUUCUUCUAAACAUGAAUGGCUAUACAAAGGGUGCACGUAAUGAAAUAUUUGCACUGAAGCCUGCACCGAUUCAAGCUAUGUGGCUAGGUUAUCCUGGCACGAGUGGUUCGACAUUUAUGGAUUAUAUCAUCACGGAUAUGGUAACAUCUCCCAUGCACUUAAGCCACCAAUACUCUGAGAAGUUGGCAUACAUGCCCAAGACAUUUUUUAUUGGGGAUCAUCAACAGAUGUUUCCUCAUUUACGCAACCGAGUUAUUCUAGAGAGCGCUGAAGAUGCCACCGCAGGGCGCCGUGUAACAGAUAAUUCCAUCGUUGUCAGUGGCUUGGAUAUCAAACCUCUACUACAAGUUGCUUGUGUGCGCGAAGUCACUUAUGGAGGUCGCUUGGUUGAGAUUCAUGGCAGCCAACGUAAAGAGGUUUCUUACUUCACAAAGCUCACCGUGUUAACGAUUCCCUCGUUACAGCCUAUACAAAACAUGAUUCGUACAAACAGUCCGUCUUGUACAAUUAAUGGCGUAACUAUUCAUAAUGGUUUGGUGACACAGCAAACACAAUCCAAAGCUUCUGCUGGUGAGGAAGUGCCUCGUGAUCUCAUUCUUACUUCCAGGCAACACUAUGGCUUGCCAGAAGAUGCCGUCGUUUUUUGCAACUUUAAUCAGCUAUAUAAGGUUGAUCCAUCAACUAUGAGAAUGUGGGUUGAAAUUCUGAAAGGUGUUCCGAACAGUGUGUUGUGGCUGCUACGCUUUCCAGCCGCUGGCGAAGCCGGUGCACUUGCAGCGGCCUCAGAAAUGGGUCUUCAGCAGGUGAAUCGUCGAAUUUUAUUUAGCAACGUUGCGCCAAAAGAGGAACAUGUUCGGCGUGGUCAGGUUGCUGAUGUCUGUCUGGACACGCCUUUGUGCAAUGGACAUACUACUGGGAUGGACGUUCUGUGGGCUGGUUGUCCUGUAGUUACCCUUCCACUCGAAACAUUGGCAAGUCGCGUUGCGGCCAGCCAGCUUCACACGUUGGGAUGUCCUGAGCUUGUGGCUAACAGUCAGGAGGACUACGUUCGAAUUGCAACCAAGUUGGGGAACAACCGGGAAUAUCUUCAAGCAAUGCGGGCUAAAGUUUGGAAGGCAAGAGAGUCGUCUGCUCUUUUCAGCUGUCGCAGCUACACUGCUGACAUAGAAGCCCUUUAUUUUCGAAUGUGGCAGCAGUAUGAAGCCGGCUCUAUUGAACACAUCGUAGAAUGGCCGUCGAAGUUCAAUAAGGAGAGUACUUAGUCUUGUCACCGUAAUCUACUUGCUUGUAAAUAUAUCAUUUAUUACUAACUUGGUUUUCUGCACUCUUUCUAAAGUGGUUACAAUGGUAGUAUGUUGUAUCGCGUUAAAAUUGCUGCUUAUAAGAAAUGGUGUGCUUGCUCGAUGUAUGUAUUUGGAUGAUUAAUCACUACAUAUCACCAACGAGUCACUUGAAACUAGGGGGUUUGGAUUAGGUUGUAUCGUUUCGUAUAUCUCUAUCGCGUUCCUGGCUAAAGUAGUCUUUUCGGCUGCUUCGUCCCAUGGCUUUAUGUUGGUCAGUAUCCUUACGUCUGUAACUUUCAUUAAGUUUGUCGUCGUUUAACAAGUGGUAGGUCAGUAAGCACAUUCAGUUGUUAAUUUUCUCACACUGAGUCACUACUGUUUAUAAUAAAUAUAACGGCAGGUUGUUCGUUGAUUUUCGUCUGCAUCACUAAGCGUCAUGUUUCUCAGCGUGUAGUUGGGGUGUAUUUUUAGAUAGUGAUACAAAUCACUAAAUUAUAAUCCAAUAUAAACUCAGUUUGUUAGGAUCUGUUUAAGGCUUUCUAAACAAGCUCACCCUAACAUCCGUCAGAAAGGGAAUUCCCCUGUUUGUGUUAUAUAUAGUCAAACCGUUUAGUCAGUUAAGAUAGUUUAUUUCUUAAGUCAUUUUGGGAAGUGUUCGUUUGUUACGGUAUUUAGGGUGUAUCCAAACUAAUCGACUUAGCAUACCUGAUACUCUACAAUGUGGUUGGGAGAUGACGUCUAAUCUUACUGUACAAUAUCAAGAAGUUCUAUAAGUUUUAGUUCUUGCUGUUUUUCUGUAUGGUGUUAUUACACUAGGUAGAAACCAGCUUGAGGUUACAUAUGCAACGAAAUUACAACCAACCUCUCUACAACAAAUGAGGCGACUGAAUGUUCAGGCCUGUCCCAUACGUAUUUGUGCUUAAAUUUGUUCACAAGAUUCCUCGUGCGAAGUAAACUAUCGAGUGAGUGAUGUAGUCGUUAAUAAUUGUAAAUUGUGGUGUAGGCAUAGCACUAAGCAUGAGGGCGGAACAAGCACUGUUAGAAUGGAUCCCCGUUAACAGUCGUUUGUGUGCUGUUCGGCUAAACGGCGCCGUAAGAACUCGGAAGGAUAGGGACACACUUCGUUGCCUUUUUGUCGUUUCUGCAUACGCUCCCACCGACUGCAGCUCAGAUGAAAUGAAAGAUGAAUUUUACAGAAAGCUAUCUGAACUUCUUCAGAAAGCUAAACGUUCAGACAUAGUACUCGUAGAAGGUGACUUUAAUGCCCAGAUAGGUAAUUUAAACCAAACAGAAAGGCAUUUAGGUGGGUAUUUUAGUAUUCCGGCACAACGAACAGAUAAUGGUGAUCGUCUGCUGCGACUGUGCCUAGACAAUCGUUUAUUUUUAGCAAACACAAAUUUUAAGCAUACGGAGAGACAUCGUCUAACAUGGCGACCCCCUACACCAAACCAACGAUGGACUCAAAUAGACCAAAUUGCCAUCAGUCAUCGUUGGAGAUGGUCGGUAGAAGAUUGUCGCUCAUUCUGGAGUACCUGCUUGGACUCCGACCACGCCAUAAUACGGGCACGCAUCUGCUUGCGCCUCACUGGACGCAAAGAAGCCAAACUAAAAAGAUCCUUUAGAACUGAAUUGAGUAGCGAGAAAACCAAAAGUCUGUUCCAGGAACAACUGAGGUCACACUUAGGUAGUUCGGAAAACGAGGCUGACC